UGAAGAUAAUGAAAAGAGAUCAAUCUCAUAACUCCUUUAAACAAUACAAACUAAAGAGUUGGGCAAACAAGGACCCCUAGAUACACCAGAAGUGGGAUCAAGUUCCUUGGAGGAGUAUGCAUCCCUUGUCGACAAGUCACACCCGUCGUGAGCCUUAUUUCAUUCUUUUAUUUAUCUAUCAACAGAUGUUAAAAAGAUUCACCAAACCUGUUUUUCUGGUGGCUCAUCAUGUAUGUCCUGACACGAUAUGGUAAUGAACAGUGAUCAAACUCCUAAAUCCUGCUUUUCCUUAUUUUCCACUGUACAAGCUUCUGCACAGUUUCAUGAAAGUCGAAGAUAACGAACAGCGAUCAAUCUCAUAACUCAUAUAAGCAAUACAAAAUAGAAAUUUUGGCAAACACGGACCCCUGAACAUAGCAGGUGCCUAAGAGGAGUAAGCAUCCCCUGUCGACCGGUCACAUCCGCCGUCAUUUCAAAACAAUUGCAACACAUACCAAUCUUCUACGUUAAAUAUUUUUUAUAUUAGAUGCAAAAAAGUUUAAUAUAUCAGACACUCAAAAGCCUUAGAGAUUUUAAAAGUAUUUUGCUGCAUUGAUGAAACGCUAGCGUUGUCAACAUCAACAAGUGAAGAUAACGAACAGUGGUCAAUCCCAUAAAUCCUACACAGAAUAAAAAAUUAAGGCAAGGGCAAAUAGAGACCCAUGGAAAUACCAGAAGUGGGAUCAGGUGCCUAGGUUGAGCAAGCAUUCCCUGUUGGCCGGUCAUCCUCACUUUUCACUUUGUUUUAGGUGUAAAUGUAACACAUCAGAAAAACUCGUGGUGCAUGGAAAGUAUAAUAUUGUGAGAUUUAAAACUUAACCAUUUAACUGAUGUAAAAUAUGAUAUUAAUUAAAAAUCACCUGGAAAAAUGAAACUGCGAAAUUUGCACUUUUAAACACCUACCGAGUGGCCAUCUUUUAAACACGUUUAUCCAAGGAGUUAAUCUAAUAGGCAGUGCAAAUGCAAAUGUAUUCAAAAUGACAGAGAAAAUAUCACUGGUAUCCAUUUUUUCGUUUGUGAUUGUGACGAAAUCUAAUAUUCACUCAGCUAAGAAAUUUGGUCAUCAUCUUCAUUAAGAUCAUCUCUAACUUUAAUGUGUCUCAAAUGAAUCGUUACGAUUGAUGUCCAAAUGAAAAAGUGAGAGAAAAAACGAACAGUGAUCAAAUUUCAGUUUUUCAAUAUUUCAACUCAAGGAAAUUAUCAUUUAUUGUAACUUAUUGUAUUUUUGUACCUCAUCUUUAUUUCUUAUUCAAUAUCUUAAUACGCACGGAUAUAUUUUGCCAAUUAAAAAUUUUCAAAAUCAUGGAAGAAUGCAAGAACACAUCGAACUUUUCUAUUUCCGGAUACCAGGCAUUGCGCCAUCGAUUUCCACACUGAUAUAUCCAAUGAAGAUCUAUUCUAAAUGGCCUUAGAAUUCCAUAAAGCACAGGAGCUUUGGCAAGAACAAGCACAUAUUGAAGCUGAAAAUAAUUUUAGAUUACGGUAUCAACAUGGCCGAGGACCUUGUAAUGUCUUUAUAUUGGACACAUCGUCAAGUCUUGGGGAAGACGGCUUCACUCAGAUGAAAGAUGUAUUUAAAACUAUACUAGAUGAGUAUGCCUGUUACCCAGACAUAGACGAGAACGUGUGUGUCAUUGUUUGUGGAAAGAACACCAGAUUUCAGCAUUACUAUUCAAAUCAAUACUCUGAUAUCAAAAAUUGUAUCGAUGACGUGGACUUUGGAGGAUUAUCUCCCUUGACUGCAGCAUUUUUCCUUUCAAUUGGAGGAUUAAAGGGCGCCACCAAAGUAAUGGGUGAAUUUCAUAUUCAUCCACGAAUAAUUCUAAUUUCGGAUGGAAAACCGACAAAUUUCAGGUGUACUCGUGAUGGUGAGGACUCCCCUCUUUCUGGGGGAGAUGAGGAUAAAGAUCACCUGUUGCAACUGACUAGGAAACUCGGCAGGCGCCAUCCCAUAUUUUGUAUACCUAUUGGAAAGGACCCGGAUGUGGUACUUUUGGAAUUUAUCAGCGCUCAGUCAAGAGGAGGAAAGAUGGUGUAUCCAUCUGAGGCUAAACAAUUUGCAAAAUACUCUAAGAAUAUGCAAACAGCGGCUAUGUUGUCCUUCACGAUGAAAAAUGAUGGUAAUGACAGAGACAUGAUAUUAAUGUCGUUGGCAUGCACAUUUCCUGACGAAGAAUUCACCGAAAUGGAUCAGGAUGAUAUUCUUGAUAUAUGUUCAAAGAAAGGAUUAUAUAAUUCGUGGGAUGAAAUAAUCGAAGAGGAACUCGAUGUAGCUGAUCAUGUGUUUAAAGAAAGAGACCCACGCAUGCCCUCCCUGGGUGCAAGAGUUAGAAGAGGGCCUGAUUGGAAAUGGAAUAAUCAAGACAGUUAUGGACCCGGCACAGUCGUCGGACACUUGGAAGACUGUGGGUGGCUAAAUGUGGAAUGGGAUACUGGUAUGAUAUAUGGUUAUAGAUACGGAUCAACACAAAUCGAAAAAGACAAAUUUGACAUCUCAGUAUGUGACGAACCACGGAUAUUACAAGAUGAAAUGAUAGCUGUCGGUUGUUUGGUCAAACGAGGUCCAGACUGGAUGUGGGGAGAUCAAGAUGGCGGUGAAGGGACCCUCGGUUCGGUGUACAGAGUAAAACGCAAUGGAACGGCUUAUAUCCGAUGGUUAAACGGUCAGACCAGUCAUUACAGGUUUGGAUACCAGGGAAAAUUCGAUCUUCAGAUAUGCGAUCCCUUCUCAUCAGAAUCGAGAGAAUACCUCCAAGAUCAGAAAAGGAAAGCUAUUUUGAAUCGCUCUCAAGAUUUCUCCUGUACUCCGAAAAAUGGAGGCUACUCCGCUUCAAGUGCAUCUCCUCGAGACCAUGAUUUAAAAUCUGGAGGGAAACCAUGUGAUUCUUUAUUGGUUAGUCAUCAAAGAAUACAAGUAUUAAAGGGGUGUUAUUUCAAAAAUGACAGAAAUUAUGAUGAACCGUCGUCAGACAUUGAAUCUGAUGGUGCAAUAGAGGUAUCAUCAGCCAAUGCUAUAAAUCAAUGGAUGUGGAAAGAUUGUGAUGGAAGAUGGAAUCCGUACCCCAGAAAGAUAAAUGACAGAAUUAACCAGUGUUACAGGAGAAACCCAAAUUCUACUGUAGUUGUGACAAUUAAAGAACAUUCUUUCAGAGUGGUGAUGUCCAAAAAUAUUCAGAUAGAUUUAAUGACCAGAGAGACUUUCGAGGUGAAAUUUGUCAAAAAUGAAUAAAUCUAGCUGUGUUCAUCUCCAGUUACAAAAA
Ostrea edulis (European flat oyster) is the source of this 3299-nucleotide messenger RNA. RefSeq lists its product as uncharacterized. The transcript has 16 exons. Bases 1442 to 3268 code for a protein of 608 amino acids. Gene Ontology annotation, biological process: protein ubiquitination. Gene Ontology annotation, cellular component: cytoplasm. NCBI's taxonomy places the organism in Eukaryota, Metazoa, Mollusca, Bivalvia, Ostreida, Ostreidae. Gene Ontology annotation, molecular function: ubiquitin-protein transferase activity; metal ion binding. The record is from RefSeq and is a predicted model, not a curated record.